Molecule: messenger RNA, 2559 nt
Organism: Tachysurus fulvidraco (yellow catfish)
Lineage: Eukaryota; Metazoa; Chordata; Actinopteri; Siluriformes; Bagridae
Product: extracellular calcium-sensing receptor-like
Exons: 6
Coding region: 1-2559 (852 amino acids)
Biological process (GO): G protein-coupled receptor signaling pathway
Cellular component (GO): membrane
Molecular function (GO): G protein-coupled receptor activity
Source: RefSeq, a predicted model, not a curated record
AUGGAGUCAUUGUUUACUCUCUUGCAUGUGCUAAUGGCCAUCAUCAAUUUUUCCAGAGCUAACGAGACAAUUUGUAGCUUGUAUGGAGAACGUGCAUACCCACAUCUGUGGAAAGAUGGUGAUAUCAUAGUUGGAGCUAUUUUUCCUUUUUAUAGUAACUGGGAGAUCUCUGACUUAUCUUAUUCAGUCAUGCCACCUCCAGUAAAGUGCACAAGCAUGGAAUUUAAAGGCUUCCAUUAUUCACAGACCUUAAUUUUUGCAUUAGAGGAAAUCAACAAUAGUUCUACGUUACUGCCUGGAGUCUUGUUGGGCUUCAAGAUUUAUGACACCUGUGGCUCCACAUCUUUGGGUGUUAAAGCGGCAAUGACACUUCUGAAUGGGAAUGAGAACUCUGUCUCUAAUGGGAUCUGCACAAAGCCAGCUGAGGUGCAGGCCAUAAUAGGAGAGACAUAUUCAUCAGUGUCCAUGGCUAUAGCAAAGAGUAUUGGACCUUUCAGCAUGCCCUUAAUCAGUUACUACUCUACUUGUGAAUGUCUCAGUGAUAAAUCAAAAUAUCCCUCAUUUCUGCGCACUAUUCCCAGUGAUUUCCACCAAAGCAGAGCACUUGCAGAGAUGGUCAAGCACUUUGGUUGGACCUGGGUGGGAGCAAUAAGAAGAGAUGAUGAAUAUGGCAAUAGCGGAAUGGCAACUUUCUCGAAUGUGGCAGAACAGCUAGGGGUCUGCUUAGAAUAUUCCCUUCCAUUCUUACCAACCUACUCACAUGAAAAAGUGCUGAGAAUUAUUGAGCAAAUUAAAAUGUCCACUUCUCGUGUGAUAGUAGCCUUUUUCACUCAAUGGGACUUCGAUGUUUUGCUACCCAUGCUUUCUGAACACAACAUCACCGGCUAUCAGUGGGUGGGAACUGAGGGCUGGAUCUCUGAUCCAGUAGUGGCCAAAUUAGAUAAGCACAACAUACUGCAAGGAGCUAUAGGGCUAGCCAUUCCCAAAACAAAAGUCACAGGUCUGAAGGAUUUUAUUCUUGAUAUUAAACCACUGAAAUCGGUAGGCAGUACCAUUUUUACUGAAUUCUGGGAAGCUUUGUUUAAAUGCAAAUUUACAGUGCAGAAUGAUUCAGAGGACUCAACAGUAUGUACAGGUGAAGAGAAACUCUCUGAGAUAGAAAACACCUUUACUGAUAUGUCUUUUAUGCCAAUUUUCAAUAAUAUCUAUAAAGCAGUCUAUGCCAUAGCCUAUACUCUACACAGUCUUCUUGGCUGCCAACAAACAUGUCCUACAAAGAAGCAGCCGGAUCUGUUCACAUUUCUAGAACAACUCAAAAAGGUGCGUUUCAAGACAAAAGAUGGUGAAGAAGUUUAUUUUGAUGCAAAUGGUGAUCCUCCAGCAAAAUAUGAAAUAAUAAACAGGCAAAUGAGUCAAGAUCAUCAGUUUGAAUUUGUUACAGUUGGACUUUAUGACUCCUCAUUUCCUGUUAAUGAUCGAUUAGCAGUAAACAUGGCCUCUAUUGUGUGGGCAAACAAUUCAAAUCAAGUGCCCACAUCUGUAUGUAGUGAGAGCUGCCCCCCUGGUACAAGGAAAGCUGUACAGAAAGGAAAACCAAUCUGCUGUUUUGACUGCAUACCAUGUGCUGCUGGAGAGAUCAGUAAUAUGACAGAUUCCAUUGAAUGUGAACAAUGUCAGCAAGAUUACUGGUCAAAUGCUGAUAAGAGUAAAUGUGUAAAGAAGGAAGUUGAAUAUUUGUCCUAUGAAGAAACAAUGGGGAUUUUGCUAACAGUUGUUUCUAUUGUUGGUUCUUUAAUGACAAUUAUAAUAUCAGUCAUAUUCUUUAAAUAUAAAAAUACACCAAUAGUCAAAGCCAACAACUCUGAGCUGAGCUUCCUGCUGCUCUUCUCUCUGACUCUGUGUUUCCUCUGUUCACUUACUUUCAUUGGUCGGCCCUCUCAGUGGUCCUGUAUGCUGCGUCACACAGCGUUUGGGAUCACCUUUGUCCUCUGUAUCUCAUGUGUUCUGGGAAAAACAAUAGUGGUGUUAAUGGCCUUCAGGGCUACACUUCCAGGGAGUAAUUUAAUGAAAUGGUUUGGGCCUCCACAGCAGAGACUCAGUGUACUCGCCUUCACUCUUGUACAGGUUCUUAUCUGUCUGCUUUGGCUGACAAUAUCCCCUCCAUUUCCCUUUAAAAAUCUAAUUCACUACAAAGAAAAGAUCAUUCUUGAAUGCAGUUUGGGCUCAGCUAUAGGUUUCUGGGCUGUACUGGGUUACAUAGGAUUUCUUGCUUUCUUGUGCUUUAUUUUAGCUUUUCUAGCUAGGAAGCUUCCGGAUAAUUUUAAUGAAGCAAAAUUCAUUACAUUCAGCAUGCUGAUGUUCUGUGCAGUUUGGAUCACAUUUAUUCCUGCUUAUGUGAGUUCACCUGGAAAAUUUACUGUAGCUGUAGAGAUAUUUGCUAUUUUAGCAUCAAGCUUUGGUUUACUAUUCUGUAUCUUUCUUCCAAAGUGUUACAUAAUUAUCAUGAAGCCAGAGAAAAACACUAAAAAGCAAAUGAUGGGCAAAGUGCCAGGUCAGUGA